CUCUUAUACUUUACAUUCUGCAUUUACAAAGUAUAUAGAAUAAAAAGAGACACAUAUGGUUUGUCUGUAAAGGCUUGUGUCUUUUUUUUGUAGCCCUGUAGACUAUGAUUAAAAUAGCGACAAUUGUGAUUACCUGUGCUCAUUUAUUUUCUCUAUUUCUCUAUCUUUUUUAUUUAUUUUUUUAUUGAUGAACAGAGGUCGAUCAAUAUUGAUUAGAUCUUGCCCCAUCGUCCAGCGAUCUCCCUUUUUAUUACGUAGACAUGUAUCGAACACAACAACAAUAGCUUCUAUUAACAACAACAAACCACGCCUGUUUCGGAAAGUGCUUCAAGGUGCAGGACUGUUUACCUUGGUUACUGCGAGCACAGUAGGCAUCGGUGGCACUGCUCUUUACCAGACAAACGAUCAGUUUCGGCAUGUCGUCACUGCGUUGGAACGCUGCAGUAUAGCAGGUGCAGUAGGAGCACAAGUAGCCUAUGACUAUCACCGCACACUUUCAAAGAACUAUGAGUCUGAAGCAGAAUUGGAGUCUGCCAAAAAGCAAUGCCAUCAGCGCUCAGCCGAAAGAGUGCUAGCAGCCAUUCAACGACUGGGCGGCAUCUAUGUAAAGCUCGGUCAGCAUAUCUCAGUCAUGCAGUAUCUCUUGCCAAACGAGUGGUGUCAAACAAUGGCUGUGUUACAGGAUCGUUGUGAUGCUACACCUCCUGAAGAUAUCAAGGCACUCUUUAUUUCAGACUAUGGGUUACCUGUUGAAGAUAUAUUUGAAGAAUUUGACUGGUCACCCAUUGGUGUUGCCUCACUGGCACAAGUACAUCGAGCAAAGCUCAAAAAAGAGGUCAUGGAAGAACAAGGACUUGGAGAGAACGACGAUGAUGAUCGAUGGGUAGCCGUAAAACUUCAACAUCCCUACUUGGACGAUUACUGUCAAAUCGAUAUGGAAACAGUCUCAUUCAUUCUUGAGAUUGUAAAAAAAGUAUUCCCUGACUUUGGGUUCGGUUGGUUGGCAGAUGAGAUGAGAGAGUCUCUGCCAAAGGAGUUAGAUUUUGUUCAUGAAGCGAAAAAUUCACAGCGAGUUCAAGAUAAUUUCUUUCAAGAUUGCUUACAGAAACGAUUCGCUCUUGUUGUUCCUAAAGUGAUUUGGGCAAAGAGGAGAAUUAUGUGCAUGGAGUUUAUUGUAGGGUCUAGGAUUGAUGAUCUGGAGUAUAUGAAGCAACAUCAAAUUGAUCCUAAAGAGGUAUCAGAAGAGUUGACCCGUGUAUUUUCUGAAAUGAUAUUUAUUCAUGGAUUUGUUCACUGUGAUCCACAUCCUGGAAAUGUGUUUGUUAGACCAUCCAAGUAUCCAAAGCGCUCCAAGUACAAUUUUGAUCUUGUCUUGCUCGAUCAUGGCUUAUAUCGAGAACUCAGUCAUGAACUCAGGACAGACUAUGCACAUUUAUGGACAUCGUUAAUCAAGGGAGAUGAAGUAGGCAUUCGCAAGUACUCAUACAAUGUUGCAGGCACAGAAGGAUAUCAGCUAUUUGCAUGUAUGCUCACUGGUAGAGAAUGGGACAAGAUAAAUCAAUCAGAUCUAAGCUCGGUUAGGACAGAGCAAGAAGUGGGCAGACUAUCUGAAGGAGCUAUUGAGAGAUUGGUAGAAGUGGCUGAUAUCCUGGGUAAACUGCCUCGUCCAGUGUUAUUACUUUUAAAAACAAAUGACCUUUUACGUCACGUGGAUGAAAGAUUGAAUGAUACAUAUGAUGAGCGUAAUACUUAUGUGAUCAUGGGCACUUAUUGUGCUAAAGCAGUAUGGCUGGAUACCAAAAAGAUUAUUAUAGACAAAAUAAGAAUGAUGGGAUUUAGAUUUAAUCUUUUGAGUGAAUUAUUUAAAGCUUGGUGGCAAUAUGAGUCUUUAGCUUAUGCCUUGUGGUUUUAUCAAUUUACGACAAAAUGGAUUCAAAAGAUGUCUCUCUUUUUAUUGUAGAAUAAAAUAAUAAAUAAUUUCCCUUUCUCUCUUUUUCUUUUUCUUUUUCUU
Rhizopus microsporus ATCC 52813 is the source of this 2011-nucleotide messenger RNA. RefSeq names its product ABC1-domain-containing protein. The transcript has 3 exons. Bases 188 to 1960 code for a protein of 590 amino acids. Gene Ontology annotation, biological process: mitochondrion organization; lipid homeostasis. The record is from RefSeq and is a predicted model, not a curated record. Gene Ontology annotation, cellular component: mitochondrial inner membrane. NCBI's taxonomy places the organism in Eukaryota, Fungi, Mucoromycota, Mucoromycetes, Mucorales, Rhizopodaceae.